Messenger RNA from Cricetulus griseus (Chinese hamster), 1128 nucleotides. The record is from RefSeq and is a predicted model, not a curated record. NCBI's taxonomy places the organism in Eukaryota, Metazoa, Chordata, Mammalia, Rodentia, Cricetidae.
AUGUCGUCGGUGUUCACCAGUGGUCUCCUGUGUUUACAGGCGGGGGCUGAAUGCGACCCAGCCUGCGACCCCAAAAAUGGAUUCUGCGAGGAUGGCAAUGUUUGCAGGUGCCAGCCCGGCUGGGAGGGCCCCCAGUGUGACCAGUGCAUAACCUCCCCUGGCUGCGUCAAUGGAGUCUGUGAGGAGCCAUGGCAGUGUAUCUGCAAGAAUGGCUGGGACGGGGACCUCUGCGACAUAGAAAUGCCGGCUUGUACCUCAACCCCCUGUGCCAACAAUGGAACCUGCGUGGAUCUCGAGAAGGGCCAGUACGAGUGUUCCUGUGCCCCUGGGUUCUCUGGAAAGGACUGCCAGAACAAAGCUGGGCCCUGCGUGAUCAAUGGUUCUCCCUGCCAGCACGGGGGUGCCUGUGUGGAUGAUGAGGGCCGGGCCUCCCAUGCUUCCUGCCUGUGCCCCCCUGGCUUCUCUGGCAACUUCUGCGAGAUCAUUGACAACAGCUGCACCCCUAACCCAUGCGAGAACGACGGCGUCUGCACCGACAUCGGGGGCGACUUUCGUUGCCGCUGCCCAGCUGGAUUCGUCGACAAGACCUGCAGCCGCCCGGUGAGCAGCUGUGCCAGUGGCCCGUGCCUGAACGGGGGCACCUGCCUGCAGCACACCCAGGUGAGCUACGAGUGUCUGUGCAAGUCCCCGUUCAUGGGUCCCACGUGUGCGAAGAGGCGGGCGUCCAACCCCGUGCAGGUCACCCAUCUGCCCAGCAACUACGGGCUCACCUACCGCCUGACCCCCGGGGUGCACACGCUGCCAGUCCAGCAGCCCGAGCACCGCAUCCUGAAGGUGUCCAUGAAAGAGCUCAACAAGAGUACCCCUCUCCUCACCGAGGGACAGGCCAUCUGCUUCACCAUCCUGGGUGUGCUCACCAGCCUGGUGGUUCUGGGCACCGUGGCCAUCGUCUUCAUCAACAAGUGCGAGGCCUGGGUGUCCAACCUGCGUUACAAGCACAUGCUGCGCAAGAAGAAGAACCUACUGCUGCAGUACAACAGUGGCGAGGAGCUGGCGGUGAAUAUCAUCUUCCCCGAGAAGGUCGACGUGACCACCUUCAACAAGGAGGAUGGCGACGAGGAGAUCUAA